Messenger RNA from Aspergillus calidoustus, 1281 nucleotides. The record is from the annotation of a GenBank genome assembly. Lineage: Eukaryota; Fungi; Ascomycota; Eurotiomycetes; Eurotiales; Aspergillaceae.
AUGGCUACCUAUACCGUACCUCUCCUAAUCGACGGUGUCGCACUUGAGACCGAAGAGACAUUCUCUGUUCUUGAUCCUAACGAUGGAAGUGAGCUAUGGAAGGCGUUUGGCGCCUCUGCAGUCGAAGCCCGGAAGGCCGCCGCCGCAGCGCAAGCAGCAUUCCCCGUUUGGUCAGGCCUUAACUAUCUGGAGCGUCGAAACCUUUUGAAUAAGGCAGCCGACCAGAUGGCCGAAUGCCUCGACCAAAUUAAGAACUACGCUACUUUAGAAACAGCAGCCGGUGGCCAAUGGACCGCAUUCGAUUGCGAGAACGCCGUCCAGGUACUCCGGGAAGUUGCUUGUCGACAAUCAACGAUCCAGGGUAAUUUGCCCCCUUUGCUGGACACACAGUCCACCGCCCUCGUUGAACAUGUACCAUAUGGCGUGGUUCUUGGUAUUGCACCCUGGAACGCGGCUGCCUUUCUAGGGGUACGUGCCAUUGCCUUUGCAUUGGCUGCUGGUAACACAGUGGUGCUCAAAGCCUCAGAGCUUUGCCCGCAAACACAUUUUCUUCUGGGUGAUUGCUUCCGCAAGGCGGGAUUCCCACCAGGUGUUGUCAAUGUCCUGGCACACAGUCCUGAGAAAGGACCAGAGGUAAUCGGCGCCCUAAUCAAACAUCCGGCUGUGACGAAGAUCAACUUCACUGGGUCGACCGCAGUCGGUCGCAUUAUAGCUGGUUUGGCCGCCCAGGAGCUGAAGCCGGUCCUUCUGGAACUUGGAGGCAAAGCGCCUUUGAUUGUGCUGGAUGAUGCAGAUCUCGAAGGUGCGGCUACCGCUACCGCUAGAGGAGCGAAUCUCCAUGCUGGCCAGAUCUGCAUGGCGACGGAGCGGGUCAUCGUGCUAGAGUCGGUUGCCGCUCGGUUCGAGGCAAUCCUCAAGCAGACCUACGCCAAAAUAUACCCUCCUGGCAUCAAGCAUCAGGCUGCUGUGCGACCGUCCGGUGCAAGAAAGGUUCGUGAACUCAUUCAAGACGCAGUGGAUAACGGCGCCGCUAUUGUGGCCGGGUCGUCUGGAUUCGCGGAUUCUGCCAACCGGUCUGUGACGCCUAUUGUCUUACAGAAUGUUCAGCAGUCACGACUGUAUCGUGAGGAGUCGUUUGGACCGGCGUUGGCAUUUAUCGUGGUCCCAACGGUAGAGGAGGCGAUCGCAGUGGCCAACGACACCGAAUACGGGCUCUCUGCGGCAAUGUGGGGAAGCCUGCCCAAAGCCCUGGCAGUUGCCAGGAAAAUUCACAGCAGGUGA